AUGGAGGAAAUCCCAGAUGAUUGUGAUUCCAUCUAUUGCGGUGGGUGCAGAACUCGAGUUGCAUUCAUCGAGGAUCUCUAUUUUACUAUGUGGGAAGUAGGGGUCUUUGAUAGGGUGUUUAAUGUUGAAGUAUCAAUCGACAUGAAUUAUCAUCACCGACAAGAUGCAAAUACCGUAGCCAAUACUUACUGUGUCCAAUGUGGAAGGAUGCUCGGGUGGAAAUAUAUUCAAGUCAUCCAACAGAGCUUGUAUGUUAUGGAAGGAACAUUCCAUUUGAGAUUUGACAUGCUUAAUUUUGAAGAGCAAAAUGUUGAUCAAGAUGUAGGCAGUAAUCAAGAGGUUCCUAUUGAACAAGAAUAUCAAGAUGGAGACGGCGAUCAACAGGUUCCUCAUGAACAAGAUUUAAGCACCAAUGAGCAAAACGUUGAUCAAGAUAGAGGCGGUGAUCAACAGGUUCCUACUGAACAAGAUUUAGGCACUAAUGAGCAAACUGCUGAUCAAGAUGGAGGCGACGAUCCACAGGUUCCUAAUGAACAAGAUUAUCAAGAUAGAGGCGGUGCUCAACAGGUUCCUAUUGAGCAAGAUUUAGGUGCUGAUGAGCAAAGUGUUGAUCAAGAUGGAGGCGGUGAUCAAGAGGUUCCUACUGAACAAGAUUUAGAUGAUAAUGAGCAAAAUGAUGAUCAAGAUGGAGGUGGUGAUCAAGAGGUUCCUAAUGAACAAGAUUUAGAUGAUAAUGAGCAAAAUGAUGAUCAAGAUGGAGACAGUGAUGAACAGAAUCAUGAUCCAGAUGGAAGGGAUAUUCGACAGGCUCCUAAUGAACACGAUUUAGGUGCUAAUGAGCAAAAUGUUGAUCAAGAUGGAGGCGGUAAUGAACAGGGUCCUAAUGAUCAAGAUGGAGGCGGUAAUGAACAGGGUCCUAAUGAUCAAGAUGGAGGCCCGCCAAUGAAACAAAGGAAGAAAUAGAUCAAGUGGCUGAUGGAAUAGAUGAUAAUACAGAUGCUGAUUUUCUGCAUAUACAAAAUGCUAUAAUUCAUAAUUGUGCAAUGUUCUGUUUUAAGAUUACAUUUACAUAUGGCAUUACUUCAGGUUGGACUA
Solanum pennellii is the source of this 1095-nucleotide messenger RNA. RefSeq lists its product as uncharacterized. The record is from RefSeq and is a predicted model, not a curated record. NCBI's taxonomy places the organism in Eukaryota, Viridiplantae, Streptophyta, Magnoliopsida, Solanales, Solanaceae. The transcript is spliced from 5 exons. Bases 1 to 963 code for a protein of 320 amino acids.